Molecule: messenger RNA, 2404 nt
Organism: Tachyglossus aculeatus (Australian echidna)
Lineage: Eukaryota; Metazoa; Chordata; Mammalia; Monotremata; Tachyglossidae
Gene: FHL1
Product: four and a half LIM domains 1
Exons: 7
Coding region: 114-956 (280 amino acids)
Biological process (GO): muscle organ development
Molecular function (GO): transmembrane transporter binding
Source: RefSeq, a predicted model, not a curated record
GACCGCCGUCCGGGAGGGAUUUUUGAAGUUGCGUACCCACGACCAGCCCUCCUGGACCUGUUCUUCACCUGUCCCAUCCCACUGGAGGGCCCAGGACCUACAAGGUGGGCACCAUGUCCGGGAAGUUUGACUGCCACUACUGCCGGGAUGCGCUGCAGGGAAAGAAGUACGUGGAGAAGGAGGGCCGCCACUGCUGCAUCAAGUGCUUUGAUAAGUUCUGUGCCAAUACCUGCGUAGAGUGCCGCAAGCCCAUUGGCGCCGAUGCCAAGGAGCUGCAUUACAAAAACCGCUACUGGCAUGACACCUGUUUCCGCUGUGCCAAAUGCUACCACCCCCUGGCCAAUGAGACCUUUAUGGCCAAAGAGAACAAGAUUUUUUGCAGCAAGUGCACCACACGUGAGGACUCUCCUAGAUGCAAAGGCUGCUUCAAGCAGAUUGUUGCAGGAGACCAAAACGUUGAAUACAAGAAGAUGAUCUGGCACAAGGAUUGCUUUACCUGCAGCAACUGCAAGCAAGUCAUAGGCACUGGCAGCUUCUUCCCUAAAGGAGAGGACUUCUACUGUGCCACCUGCCACGAGACCAAAUUUGCCAAGCACUGUGUGAAGUGCAACAAGGCCAUCACUUCUGGAGGGAUCACUUACCAGGAUCAGCCUUGGCACGGAGAGUGUUUUGUCUGUGCCACCUGCAGCAAGAAGCUGGCGGGGCAGCGCUUCACGGCGGUGGAGGAUCAAUACUACUGUGUGGAUUGCUACAAGAACUUUGUUGCGCAGAAGUGCGCUGGCUGCAAGAACCCCAUUACUGGAUUUGGAAGAGGAUCCAGCGUGGUCUCCUAUGAGGGGAAAUCCUGGCAUGACUACUGCUUCCAUUGUAAAAAAUGUUCUCUCAACCUGGCUAAUAAGCGCUUUGUCUUCCAAAAUGAGAACAUCUACUGCCCUGAUUGUGCCAAAAAGCUGUAAACAAACAAGGUGAUCCGGUGCUGUAAAAUGGAGUUUGUUUUGCUACGUAACAGCAGUCGGGAAAGGAGCAGGGCGUUGUUUUUCCAUCAUCAGCCAUUGUGGCUUUACUCCCAUUUUACAGAAGAGUUCUGAAGAGAAGAGGUGCAAUGACCUGGGUUGGUUUUCAGAAUGAGAGCUUUGCAGUAAACUAACAGCUGAAAAAUGAACUACAUUUUGCUUUCAGUUAUUCAUUAACAUAAAGGCUUGAGUGCCAGAACAUUACUUUAGGUUCAUUUCUAGCUUUCCCUAAUAUAUUGACUUUCUGCAUGCUAAAGCUAUCCAACAUUAAUGCUGCAACUUAAAAAGAUGUGAGCAAGAAAUACAUGAAGUGGAAUUAUGCUACCUGAGAGAAAAAAUAUUAAUUCUCUGGAGGGAAACGCAUGCCUUAAUCACAGUAUGUACUACUAUAUACCAUGUGACUAUACACGAAGUAGUAGAGUAACAAUAGCAUUCAAUUUAGUUGUUUAUGUUUUACAAGUGAAGCUACAGAGUAAUUUUACCGCAUGAUAUGCAUGGCUUGGGUAUAAUAGUUUCUGCCUGACUUAGAAAUGACAAAUGCAAAAAACCUUUAUGAAACAUUAACAUCUGAAUAAUCUUGGUUUCUAAAUUGGCUUGCCUUUUUUUUUUUUGCUAAAAGCUUAAAUUUUCAUGAGUAAUAUUUCCACAGAAUUCUUAAGCAUAGAUCAGAAGCGAUUUUGAAAUGUAUGCGGAUUAAAAUAUCUUUGGUUAUUUCGGAUGGAUAAUAUCCAACCGCAGAUAUUGAAAGCUUACCUUCUAAAACCAUUAGCUGCUUUUUUGAUCAGACAUAUUCUAAUACAAAUAGGAAAUUAAUAUACUUUUGCAACUUAGGUGGACAGUACAAUCAUUUAGCAGAGAUAUUUUCUGCAGUUGUGAACUUUAUCCCAAUGAACUGCAGAUAAAGCACCGAGGCUUAUUUACCAAAUAUCAUUUUAAUUAAUGUUAAAAACAGCCUCAACACUAAGUAGUAUGGUACUCGUUUCUACCCGUGGCACCCCCAUUUAUUAACAUUCUUCUCUGUUUCCUGUCCAUUUUCCUUCAUAGAGAGGACAGGUCCUAUUUCAAUAAUUAUAUUGCUAAUAGUGGCUCAGAUGAAUCUGGGGUGAGAAUGAUAAAGCUUCCGCCACCCCCUUCCUUCUAAAAGGAGCAACUCCUCAGCCGCCCUUAGGCUGGAGUCUAAACCAGCUAUUUACAGUACUAUUUCUAGAUUACUGAAGCUGUUAUAUAGGUUGAGCAAGAUAACCUGCCACCACAUACUGACCUUAAAGUAUUUGCAUAGUUUAACUCGAAGCAGUUUUUCUUAAAAGUGGGGUGGUUAGAGAAGCGGUAUCAUUUAGCCGAUGUAUAUCAUCCAAUUUGAAAAUUAAAUUACAAUAAAUACUUUGUGUACU